AGCUUCAACAAAGGAGUAAGAAAUGCAUCUCAAAGGACAGUUGGCGGUUAAACGAGGAGAUGGUGAACCUCUUGAAGAGUUCAUCAGAAAAUUCAAAAGAACUUGUGAUAACUUGGCUGCCAUUCGAAAGCCUCUAGAAGACUUAGACAAGGUGUUUCAACUUUCCAGGGUUGUUGGAACACGACUUCAACCUUAUAAUCUUGCUGUUCUAUCAAAAGCCCCAUAUCCUACUUUUACUCAAUACAUUGCAAGUUUGCAAAAUAAUGAAAGAGACUUGCAAAGUGCAGAACAAGAAAACAAGGACAAAAUUCUAGUUUAUGCUCAAGCCUUUGUUGCACAUAGGGGGAGAGGACAUCAACGUGGCAGAGGCUAUGGUGGUGGCAGAAACUUCAAUUCUAGAGGCAGAGGCUUUGUUCAAGCUGGGAAUUACCAUAAUUAUUGGACGAGCAAUAACAACAACAACAAAAGCCCUAUGGUUAACAAUAAUCCUCCACCACAGCAACCCAUGUCACAUAAAUCUCAAGAGAAGAAUGUAAGACAACAAGAGUUGCCUCAAGCACUUGCAACUUUGAGCCUACUAGAAGACAAAAAUCAAAAUAUCUAUGUUGACAGUGGGGCUAGUGACCAUAUGAUCUCAGAUUCAGGACCAAGUAACGCAAGCGAUUUUGGCAAGAGGAACUAGGGAGGGUCAAUUGUACGCACUGGCUGAAGGAGAAAAGCUUGCUUUAUCUGCUAUUUCAGAUAAAGCUACUGAGUCCAUUUGGCACCAAAGGCUGGGACAUCCAAAUUCUAGCAUUCUAAAAACUCUAGUUUCAAAGAAUAAUAUUUCUGUGUCUAAUUGGACUAAGCACCCUCUUUUGUGCACCAGUUGUCAAAUGGGGAAGAGUUGUAAGCUUCCUUUUUCUAGAAAUAAUGAAAGAACAGAUUUUCC
This is a messenger RNA of Rubroshorea leprosula, 931 nucleotides long. The record is from the annotation of a GenBank genome assembly. Lineage: Eukaryota; Viridiplantae; Streptophyta; Magnoliopsida; Malvales; Dipterocarpaceae.